AUAAAAUAGUAUGUUUUAAACAGCAAAACCCUAAACAACUCACAAUUGUUUUAAAUAUAUUUCUUUUGGAAAACCUGAGAAAUCUGAAAUAAAAUCAACUCAGUUCAAAAAUAGGAUGCAGAAUGAAGAACGUUUAAAGUAAUAAGGAAUUUCCUAGACAAAGACAAAAUAAAUUUUUUUUUACAAAUGAAGCAGUGUCCCUUUAAAAUCAGUCCUUGUUACAGUCUCUCUGGAUUAUUAUGCAUUGAAAAUGAACAGAGCUGUUCUCCAGAAAAAUAAGGAUCGAUCAAAAAGUCACUGAAACACUUUACCAUUGUUUUAAGAUGCAACAGUUUGUUCAGUGAUGUCACGCGCCGAUUCCCGCACACACACACACGCGCUGAUUCCCGCACGUACACACACGCGCCGAUAGUCACGCACACACAAACGCCGUUGUCGCGCACACACGCGCACUCCCGUAUACGCGAGCACGGAGUCGUCACAGCCAAUACAAAUCCAGUUGUAAUGAAGAAGACCAGGAGAGGAGAUCGGCAAGUUAGACGAGCCGGCACACAACCACGGCGAUCGGCGAAGCGCUGAUCAGAUGACCCGAAAAGAUCACGGCACCAAGUGUAACUGGUGUUGUCUGCGUUGUGUUUACUUCCCGUGAAAUAAAGACGAACAUCAGCUGACGGGUUGUCUCCUCAUUGAUUUUUAAUCUGACAAAAGAUAACACAGUCUUUUAACAGUAUGUCACACUUGCCCCUUCAGUUCUCUUCCAUGCGGACAUAACGCGAAAAGGGAAAAGGAGGAGUCAUUCAAGAAUUACAAUUAAUUAAAACAACAUAACAGCAUACCUGACAAAAGAUAACACAGUCUUUUAACAGUAUGUCACACUUGCCCCUUCAGUUCUGCAACACAAAUGUAAUGUGCUAUGUAAUCAGCAUGUCUCAAGUUUAACAAGUUCUCAUUUAAAAUGACAACGUGAAAAUAAUGGUACACACAUGAAAAAUAAAGUGCUAAAUAAUGUUUAAACCAAAAACAUGAGUAUAAAAUUGAUUUUUAACUAAAGAUGAAAGUAAAUUAAACAGAGCUCAGCAGAAACCCACCUCUUCCAUGCGGACAUAACGCGAAAAGGGAAGAGGAGGUGCUAAAACAGGAGAUUACGUUUGAUGCUGCAGUCAGAGAAUUAAAGGGGUAUGCACACAUAAAGAGAUCCAAAUCAGGUAUACUUAAAACAUGUAAUAUUUUUGUGUAAUUCUACCUAUAAAAUGAACAUAAUACUUUCUAUACCCGUUACACAUCAUCCAUCAGCUGAGUGUGCCAGUCCACUACUGAACAGCGGAAAUGACCACAGGAUUUUACAUCAGCACCUGGAUGGACAUUCAGAUGACAAGGAUAAAACUCUGCAGUCACAACAACUACUGUUCACAGACACAGCUCAGGCUGAGCCCUGCCCACAGACCUCGCUACAGCUGGAUUGUGAAUCAACACCCAAGGAAGUUUCUGUCGAUAACGACGAAAGAAGGAAUGACAACACUCCCUCCCAGCCUUCAGGAACACCAGAAUCACAGCUGAUGUCGUCACACUCUCUCUCCCUCACUCCAACAUCACCACUUCUCUGCUUUUCAGAGAAAAUGGAAAAACUGGUAUUUGCUGGAACAAAGCUCUCCCACUCUAUUGCUGCGAGUCCCCAAAUAUCAACCAAGAAACGGCGGGCUCCUCAACCACCAAAGCCUUCGGGCCCAGCCCGCCCUCCCCCUCCAUCUGAGAAGGCACUUCGACCUCUGCCUCAACGUCAGGGAUCACACCAGCCCUCAUCUGCAAACAGCACUGGUAACUGUUGGGUUCCCGCUACGUCAGCAGUAGCAAUCAUAAAUAUUUUAAGAACAAGCGGGCGCCCGAUGUCCCUUUAGUUUUCCCUAUCUCUGUCCUGACAUGUGAUAGAAAGACGAAGGCCCUCUCCAACCGCACAGCAAUUCUAUCUAAUCUCCUUCCUAUUUUACGUCAUUCUGGGAUUGAUACAGUGCCAAAACCAGUUACUGUUAAGUUAGCACUUCUGAACAUCCGUUCACUAAGAACAAAUCCUUUUUAGUUAAUGAUCUUAUCACCACUAACAACCUGGACUUUAUGUUUCUAAAUGAAACCUGGUUAGAUGACAGCUGCAGUGCUACAGUCCUCAAUGAAUCAGCCCCACCCAACUUUACUUUUAUAAGUGUCUGUAGAUGUUGGGUGCUGCCCCUUUAAGAACAGUGAGCUCGUGUGAUGACACGCGUAGAGCAUAGGUUCAGAGGGUAGAGAAAAACAAGUUAAACAUGUGCCAUGUUGUACUCGUGUUACUCGUGUUAAAAGGCUGUUUAAUUACAGAUGUGUUCAAGAUUAAGCAUAAACUAACUAUUCCCAGCGUGUUUGACCACUAAAUGCAUGUUUAUGUCAACUAACCUAACAACUACUUCACAACUACAAACCUGAUCUUAAACUGCAUUGUGUGUUCUGCACAAGGGAAAUAAAAACACCAAACAACAACUAAAUUAAUGUGAUCUUUAUUGGUUACAUUAAAGUCAAACACGAGGAAUAAAGAAGACUAAAGUCAAAUUAAGAAGAUUACAACAUUAAUUGACAACAUGGACGAAGACUCAAACCCAACCAUUACUCCUGAUCAACAACAAAAGAGUCUCAAGCAUCAGCGUGGAGCUGCAAAGGCUGUAGUUACACGUUUGAUGACACAAAUUACAACUGCUAUGAACAAUAAUCAGACUAAAGAAGUGGAGAGUAAACUUGCUGCUUUGGAUGAGGCUGUAAGUCGGUUCCAAGAGGCGCAUAACACAUACAGUCAAACAUUAGACGAUGAUGACGACCUUGAUGCUUCUAAGGGCUAUUUAACAUCCGUCCUGCGUGAGGUUCAAGACUUGCAGCACACAGUUCUGAGUUGCCUUGAGGACUUUAAACUGUUAACGGAGGAUUCAAAUAUAGAACCUUCAGAUUUCCAGGAGCAAGUUUCAGCACUUGAUGAAGAUCAACCUUUAACAUCCUCUGUGGAACAACUAACUGCCCAGCUUUAAGGGUUACAUGAACUCAGGCAGAAAGAAAAGAAUGCUAUGCUUAUAACUCAACAGGAAGAACCCCUGCGUACAGAGUUUAAAUUACGACUUCAGCAUGCUGAAUCUGAAGUGGAUGGACUGAAAGGCUUACUGAAACUUAAGGAUGCUGAGACGGAGGAAAAUCGCCAAAAGGCUACGCUAACAACAAUAAACAAAGACUUUUCAACUCCUGUCUCAGAGAACCGAUCCCUUAACUUUAAUCCCUCAUUCUCACCAGUGAACGAGAAUUCUUUAUGCCAAUUUCUAGAGCUGUCAAGACAACAAUAUCAGUCACAUAUUGACUCUAUGCAUCUACCACCUGUUGAUAUUAUCAAGUUUGAUGGAGAGCCUUUAAAGUAUUGGCAGUUUAUGAGACUGUUCUCCUCUGUGACUGACAAAGAGACUGUGCCAGAUCAAGAAAAACUCACUCGACUGUAUCAGUACACUGUCGGCCAAGCUAGAGAUGCUAUCUCACAUUGUUUGUACAACCCCAGUUCUAGCAAGGGCUAUUCUGAAGCCAUGGAUAUUCUAAAGAGACGGUUUGGCAGUCCUUAUGCGGUGUCACAAGCAUGGGUGGAUAAAGUGCUCAACUACAAGGAGAUUAAAGACAACAAGCAGCUACAAAGCUUUGCAGACAUUCUGCGCAGCUGCCGUGAUACUCUAAAAGCAAUGAAGUGUGAGGAAGAGUUAAAUGGUGGACGUACACUGUUGCAAAUUGUGGAGAAACUGCCCAAUGACAUAAAGAGAGGAUGGCUCACAUUAAACUAUGAGAUCGUCAAGUCUGGACGUUUGCCAAAGUUGGAUGACAUAGUCAAUCUUAUCGAAUCAGAAGCUGCUAAAAGAGCAGAUCCUAUCUUCGGGAAUCUUCUUAGUCCUGCAAGUAGAAAUACUCCUGCUAGCUCUAAAGCAUAUACUAAGUCAAGCUUCGAUAAGAAAAGACAGACAUUCGCAACCGUCUCAGCUGCAAAUGAUAGUACUGCAUCGUCCACACUAAAGACCCCAACAAGAUUUAAGUGCCCAAAAUGCACUCAAGGACACUUUCUAAACCAAUGUCAUGCCUUUAGGGCUCUGUCCGUACAAGAGCGUUUGUCCUUUGUACAACUAAAGCAAUUGUGCCUGAACUGUUUCAUGAAAGGCCAUCACAGCACAGUCUGUACUCGCAAUUGGGUAUGCAAGGUGCCUGGUUGUGGGAAAAAACACAACAGUUGGCUACAUUCUGCCAUCAUAACAUCCAACAGCAACGACAAUAGCCAGCCUGUUAACCAAACUGCUAAAAACGAACCAGCUGCUGACCCACCACAAGCUAUCCAAACGCAUGCCACCGGAAAGUGCAUUGAAGCCAGUCAACGAAAGAUUGCACUUCCAAUCCUGCCAGUAGUAGUUUCAGACAGACAUAACCGAUUCUCCAUGAAUGUCUUUGCUUUACUGGAUAGUGGCUCAAAUGGGACCUUUGUUUCCAAAAGGCUUGUUCACGCUCUUAAGCUAGAGACACGCAAAAUAAACAUUAAGCUGAACACCAUAGAGACCAAAAAUCUCAAUGUAGUUACCUCUGCUGUAGAUUUGCAAGUUGAAGACUCUCAGCAAAAGAACUCCUACCUGAUGAAAGGCGUGCUCUGUCGUGAUCAUCUGAACAUAAGCCUAGAUAAUCUAGUCACACAAAACGAGGUGUUCCAGUGGCCACAUUUACAGGAAAUUGCAGAUGAAAUAAGUCUACCUGAUGUUGACCUAGCUGAUGAGGUUCACCUGCUGAUUGGUCUCGACCAGCCUGACAUCCUUGCUCCUCGGGAGACACGCUGUGGUAGGGCAGGCGAACCCUACGCAAUUCUUACUGGCUUGGGGUGGACACUUCAUGGGCCAGUAGCUGAUGGUUCGAUGACUAUCUCUGCCAAUUUCAUUCAAACUGAUAAUACUCUGCAACAUGCUGUUGAAAGAUUUUGGAAAUUGGAUGAUCCGGUCUAUGUAGACAAUGAAUCACUGUCUAAGGUUGACAAGCAGGUUGUGGAUCUAUGGAAUAUAAGAGCAGUUAAGGAGAAAGGUCACUACACACUACCAAUUCCUUUCAAAGAAUGCCCACCUCAGCUACCAAAUAACUAAGCAAUGGCUAAACACCGGCUGGACCUUCUGGGAAAGCGACUAAAGAAAGAUCCAACUCUGCAGCAAAGGUAUGUAGAAAGUAUCUGUGACACACUGCAGAAAGGAUAUGCUGAGGAAGUUGUUGACAUUAAUAGAAAUGAUGGACAUGUAUGGUAUUUGCCACAUCAUCCAGUGUUACAUCCACGUAAGCCAGGAAAAGUACGAAUUGUCUUCGACUGUGCAGCACGGUAUCAAGGUACUUCAUUAAACGAUCGUGUUCACCAAGGCCCAGACCUUACAAACAAGUUGCUGUCAGUACUUCUCAAAUUCAGACAAGAACCCAUCGCUUUAAAUGCAGAUAUUGAGAGCAUGUUUUAUCAGGUAAGGGUGCCGCCUGAAGAUAGAGAUGUACUUCGCUUCCUGUGGUGGGAAGAAACGAUCCUGACAAGCCCCAUAAACACUAUUGCAUGACUGCUCACCCGUUUGGAGGUGUCUGGAGUCCUAGUGCUGCCAACUUUGCUCUGCAACGAGUAGCAGAAGACAAUCAUGAAAGCUUCACUGCUGACACUGUGGAAACAGUGAAACAAAUUUCUAUGUCGACGACUGCCUUAAGUCAGUGCCAACGGAGGAUGCUGCCAUCAAACUUGCUUCACAGCUCCGUGAAAUGCUUGCAUGUGGAGGUUUCAAGUUAACUAAGUGGCUAAGCAAUUCUAAAGAGGUGAUGAAAUCAAUACCAGCUGAAGAAUGGGCGAAGUCGUUACAUGAGGUCAAUCUUGACCAAGAGGAUCUACCAUUCGAAAGAACACUCGGUGUGCUUUAGGAUGUGGAAAGGGAUUGUUUCACAUUUGAUGUCAAGGCAGUAGACAAACCUGCUACAAAGAGAGGAAUAUUAAGCACUACAAGUUCCAUCUACGAUCCGUUAGGAUUUGUAAGUCCAUUCAUUCUCAAAGCAAAAGCAAUCUUUCAAGAG
This is a messenger RNA of Paramisgurnus dabryanus, 6102 nucleotides long. RefSeq lists its product as uncharacterized. The record is from RefSeq and is a predicted model, not a curated record. NCBI's taxonomy places the organism in Eukaryota, Metazoa, Chordata, Actinopteri, Cypriniformes, Cobitidae.